AGACAGUUAGUUAAGUAAAGUUUGAAGCGCCAAAGUUAAUUUUGUUAUCCACAACCCUCAAGCCCUGUGCUUUCCAUCUUCAACAUCUCACCUUCAAAUUCACCUCCCUCUCCAACACACACACACACACACACACACACACCUGUCUUCUUCACCUUUGAAAACCUUGAAUUAAACCCAGAAACCCAAUUGUUUUCUUCACAUGUUCAGACCCAUAUGACCAAAAUGACCCUCACUCAACACUCUCUCCCCCCUAUCUUCUUCUUCUUCCCUGCUAAAACCCUAAUUAAAACCCCUCUUUUUCCUUUCAAGAAACCAUCUUUCGCCGAUAAUCGAAGGCUUUUGUUAAUCUCCUCAGCUCCACUGAGAGCUAAAGGCCGCGGGGAGCUCAUUCUUGGAACCCCUUCAGUCACUGUCGAAAAGGGUAAGUAUACUUAUGAUGUCGAAACGCUUAUUGAUAAGUUGUCUAGUUUGCCUCCACGCGGUAGCAUAGCUCGUUGUCUCGAUGCGUUUAAGAAUAAGCUUAGUCUUAAUGAUUUUGCUCAGGUUUUUAAGGAAUUUGCGCAUCGUGGUGAUUGGCAAAGGUCUUUAAGGUUGUUUAAGUAUAUGCAGAGGCAAAUUUGGUGUAAGCCGAAUGAGCAUAUUUAUACGAUUAUAAUUGGGGUUUUGGGGAGGGAGGGGCUUUUGGAUAAAUGCUCUGACGUGUUUGAUGAAAUGCCUGGUCAAGGUGUGUCGAGGAGCGUUUUCUCGUACACGUCGAUUAUUAAUGCGUAUGGGCGGAAUGGGAAGUAUGAGGUGUCUUUAGAGCUAUUGAAUAGGAUGAAGAAAGAAAAAGUGAUGCCUAAUAUUUUGACUUAUAAUACAGUGAUUAAUUCUUGUGCUAGAGGGGGGUAUCAUUGGGAAGGGUUAUUGGGUUUGUUUGCAGAAAUGAGGCAUGAUGGUAUACAACCGGAUCUUGUCACGUAUAAUACUUUGCUUAGUGCUUGUGCUAGUAGGGGUUUAGGUGAUGAGGCGGAAAUGGUGUUUAGGACUAUGAAUGAUGGCGGUGUAGAGCCUGAUAUUACUACUUAUAGUUAUUUAGUGGAGACUUUUGGUAAAUUGGGUAAGCUUGAAAAGGUUUCUGAGCUACUUAAAGAUAUGGAGUCUAGCGGGAACUUGCCUGAUAUAACAUCUUAUAAUGUGUUACUAGAGGCGUAUGCAGAUUUAGGUUCAAUUAAUGGAGCAAUGGGUGUGUUUAAGCAAAUGCAGGCUGCUGGGUGCAUGCCUAAUGCUGGGACUUAUAGUAUUCUGUUGAAUUUGUAUGGAAAGAAUGGGAGGUAUGAUGAGGUUCGUGGGCUGUUUCUUGACAUGAAAGUGAGCAAUACGGAGCCGGAUGCGACAACUUACAAUAUACUGAUUCAGGUAUUUGGAGAAGGUGGGUAUUUCAAGGAAGUGGUUACUUUGUUCCAUGAUAUGUUAGAAGAGAACGUUGAGCCGAACAUGGAGACUUAUGAAAGUUUGAUCUUCGCUUGUGGAAAAGGAGGGCUUUAUGAAGACGCCAACAAGGUAUUGCUUGAUAUGAAUGAGAAAGGAUUGGUCCCUAGCCCGAAGGUUUAUACUGGGGUUAUUGAAGCUUAUGGGCAAGCCGCACUGUAUGAGGAAACUAUAGUUGCUUUUAAUACGAUGAAUGAAGUAGGGGGAAAGGCUACCAUUGAGACUUACAAUUCUCUGAUUCAUGUGUUUGCAAGGGGAGGACUGUACAAAGAGUCUGAAGCAAUCUUCUCUAGGAUGGUUGAUAACGGUGUUAAAAGGAGUACUGAUUCAUUCAAUGGUGUCAUUGAAGGAUUUAGACAAGGAGGCCAAUAUGAAGCGGCUAUAAAAGCAUAUGUUGACAUGGAAAAAGCAAGAUGUGAACCUGACGAACGAACCCUUGAGGCUGUUUUAAGCGUUUACUGUUUCGCAGGUUUGGUUGAUGAGAGUGAGGAGCAGUUUCGGGAAAUGAAAGAAUCCGGCAUAUUGCCCCCUGUUAUGUGCUACUGCAUGUUGAUAGCCAUUUGCGCUAGGAAUGACAGGUGGGACAGUGUAUCGGAGUUGUUGGAUGAGAUGGUAACACAAAAGGUAUCCAAUGUCCACCAAGUGAUUGGCCAGAUGAUUAAAGGAGAUUAUGAUGAUGAUUCUAACUGGCAAAUGGUAGAGUAUGUCUUCGACAAACUCAAAACUGAGGGGUGCGGUUUAGGUUUGAGGUUUUACAACACACUUCUGGAAGCGCUUUGGUGGCUAGGCCAGAAGGAAAGAGCUUCAAGAGUGUUAAUUGAAGCAACCAAGCGAGGGCUAUAUCCUGAACUCUUUCGUAGCAACAAACUUGUAUGGUCUGUGGAUGUACAUAGGAUGUCACCGGGUGGUGCUUGCACAGCAAUAUCAGUUUGGAUGAACGACAUGGUCAAAAAAGUUUCUAGGGGUGAGGAUCUUCCUCAAUUGGCAACCGCUGUGGUGGUACGAGGCCAGAUGGAAAAAAGUUCAAUAACACGAGAUUUUCCAAUUGCGAAGACUGCCUAUUCUUUCCUGAAGGAUAAUGUUUCAUCUUCUUUUGUUUUUCCUGGGUGGAACAAAGGGCGAAUAAUCUGUCAGCGGCCUCAGCUUAAACGUAUUUUAUCUGGCAAGGACUCACCUUUAGGAGCCAUAAAAGGCGAAGAUAUAAUUCCUCUAAGCAACUCCCCUUUUCCUCCGGAAAAAAGAGCAACCAUAGAUAACAGCAACAGAAGUCAAAAUGGGAACGUAGAGAAGGGAACAAAAAGGAGAAGCAAACCAGAGCUUAUGACAAGUGGAGUUUAGGUCAGCAAACAGAUGGCAAUUUAGCAAUCAGCAGUUAUGUUCGGUACUGGAUUGUUCUACCCCAGUCAGUUGAAUGUAGCCAAAUUGUGAUACUUUCUGCUGUCACUGGUUGAGCGCAGAAUGAGCUAGUGAUAUAUGUCAGAGCCGGAUGUGAACAACCAGGUUGCGGAAAAACAAUUACACUAGCUUCCAUAGUUUUAGCCUGGUGAAGUCUAGUUGGGGUUGUGACCUGGUGAUUUAAGCCAAUUUUGAUCUCGGGCUUCAUCUCUGGUUAAGAAUACAGAGAUGAUGAAGAUUUAUUUGAGAAGUCCAACAAGAACAAUGUCGUGUAUAAAUGUACUUUGUUCUGUAUAAGCUUUGUAGUCGUAUAAGAGGCAGUUAGGGCUGAAAUUGGCGCAUCAAUAGUUAUCUGUGUCCAUUUGAAUAUGAAAAAUAAAUGAUCCAACUAAACUGUGA
Messenger RNA from Daucus carota subsp. sativus, 3267 nucleotides. RefSeq names its product pentatricopeptide repeat-containing protein At1g74850, chloroplastic. The transcript has 4 exons. NCBI's taxonomy places the organism in Eukaryota, Viridiplantae, Streptophyta, Magnoliopsida, Apiales, Apiaceae. Bases 217 to 2811 code for a protein of 864 amino acids. Gene Ontology annotation, molecular function: protein binding. The record is from RefSeq and is a predicted model, not a curated record.